Punica granatum (pomegranate) is the source of this 1337-nucleotide messenger RNA. Lineage: Eukaryota; Viridiplantae; Streptophyta; Magnoliopsida; Myrtales; Lythraceae. The record is from RefSeq and is a predicted model, not a curated record.
AUAUGUUUUCCAUUUCCAAACAGCAGAGAGGAAAGCAAGAACGAAAGAAAGAAAGAAAGAAAGAAAGAAACCGCAGAAGUCUCUCCUCUCCCCUCCUCCCGACAUUAAUCUCGGAGUCCCCAAAUGGAUGGCGACCGAUUAAUCUAACACACCACCCACCCCAUCGAUCCGCCAUUCCUAAAUUUGUCAUCCUCAAAUACCAAAGCCCUUCUUCUCCGAUUAGAUUUUUCUCUCUCCCCUCUCUGAUUCAAUUCUCUCUCUCUCUGUUGUGGUUUCAAGCUCCCCGGAGGUUCCUCCCAUGGCGGUCUAGGCUCUCUUUCCUCUUCCUUUCCUGGUCAGUGGAAGGGAUCCGAUGAGAUUUCCUGCCCGGAACUGGAUACUGCGAGACCAGUCCUAGGAUUAAUCUCGUGAUACUGUUCCUGUCGAGUGAUGGAAGAAAACAGUAGCGCCGCGGGUGGAAAGUUGACGGGAAUCCGGCAGAUCGUCCGGCUGAAGGAGAUCCUCCAGAAGUGGCAGUCUGUCACACUUAACCCAAAAGCAGACGGUUCCUGUUCUACCUCGCAGCUCGAUCACGAGACGACGGUGACCCCAGGGAUCAGCAUUCCACGGAUCCUGAACAAGAGGUUGGAGCAGGUGAGAGCAUGCGACUCAGAUGAGGAGAGCAUCCACAGCCCCACGGAUCCACCACCCGACGUGCCCAAGGGAUACCUGGCAGUUUACGUGGGUGAGGAGCUGCGGAGGUUCGUGAUUCCAACAGGGUACCUAAAGCACUCACUCUUCAAGGUCCUGCUCGAGAAGGUAGAGGAGGAGUUCGGGUUCGAUCACAGUGGGGGGCUCACGAUCCCCUGCGAGAUCGAGACGUUCAAGUACCUCCUCAAGUGCAUGGAAAACCAAAACAAUGCCGAGGAUGGCCCCGACGACGAGAGCUCUGCUGACAAUUCAGAAGCCACAGAAGAGUGAGGUGAGAUGAUCAAUUGGCUUGUAGGUGGAUAUGCCCAACAUUUCAUUAUUAAUAUUUAAUAUUGCUGCAGGGCUGACUUCCUUGUGCAUAUACUAAGGCUUUUAUCCUUUGUAUGCACAAAUUUUCUUUUCUUCCUUUCCUCUUUUUUUUUUGUUGCGAUAAUUUUCUUCUUCACCAUUCCUCUUUGGAAGUGAUGAAAAGAAGAAACCCAAUAGGAAACUUUUGUUUAGUUUUGGAGAUUUUGAGGGUUGUGUUGGCCAAAAUUAAUUUUUGUGCUAGAGGGCUAAAAUUUUAUUUUGACCUCUAUCACGUGUUACUCCUUACUUUGUAUGUGAAUUAUUAUCAAAGUGGAUAUCCGGAAUACAUUUGAACAUAA